This is a messenger RNA of Pipistrellus nathusii (Nathusius's pipistrelle), 1407 nucleotides long. The record is from the annotation of a GenBank genome assembly. NCBI's taxonomy places the organism in Eukaryota, Metazoa, Chordata, Mammalia, Chiroptera, Vespertilionidae.
AUGGUGGACACCGAGAGCCCGAUCUGUGCCCUCUUCCCUCUGGAGGCGGAGGACCUGGAGAGCCCGCUGUCGGAGGAGUUCCUGCAGGAGAUGGGGGGCCCCCCGGAGCUGCCGCUGGCCCUGGGCGAGGACAGCGCCGGCAGCUUCAGCUUCGCCGACUACCAGUGCCUGGGGAGCGGCCCCGGGUCCGAGGGCUCCGUCGUCACCGACACGCUGUCCCCGGCGUCCAGCCCCUCCUCCGUCUCCUACCCCGCGGUCCUCGGCAGCGCCGACGAGGCCUCCAGCACAGCCCUCAACAUCGAGUGCAGAAUCUGCGGGGACAAGGCCUCUGGCUACCACUACGGGGUCCACGCGUGCGAAGGCUGCAAGGGCUUCUUCCGGCGGACCAUCCGCCUGAAGCUGGCCUACGACAAGUGCGAGCGGAGCUGCAAGAUCCAGAAGAAGAACCGCAACAAGUGCCAGUACUGCCGCUUCCACAAGUGCCUGGCGGUCGGGAUGUCCCAUAACGCAAUCCGCUUCGGGCGCAUGCCACGAUCCGAGAAGGCGAAGCUGAAGGCAGAGAUCCUCACGUGUGAUCACGAGGAGGACGACUCGGAGGCGGCGGACCUCCGGUCGCUGGCCAAGCAGAUCUACGAGGCCUACCUGCGCAGCUUCACCAUGAACAAGGCCAAGGCCAGGGUCAUCCUCGCCGGCAAGGCCAGCAACAACCCGCCCUUCGUCAUCCACGACAUGGAGACGCUGUGCAUGGCGGAGCGCACGCUGGUGGCCAAGCUGGUGGCCAACGGCAUCCAGAACAAGGAGGCGGAGGUGCGCAUCUUCCACUGCUGCCAGUGCACGUCCGUGGAGACCGUCACGGAGCUCACCGAGUUCGCCAAGGCCAUCCCCGGCUUCGCCGGCCUCGACCUCAACGACCAGGUCACGCUGCUCAAGUACGGCGUGUACGAGGCCAUCUUCGCCAUGCUGGCCUCCGUCAUGAACAAGGACGGCAUGCUGGUCGCCUGCGGCAACGGCUUCAUCACGCGCGAGUUCCUCAAGGGCCUGCGCAAGCCCUUCUGCGACAUCAUGGAGCCCAAGUUCGACUUCGCCAUGAAGUUCAACGCCCUGGAGCUGGACGACAGCGACAUCGCCCUCUUCGUGGCCGCCAUCAUCUGCUGCGGAGAUCGCCCGGGCCUCCUGCACGUGGGCCAGAUCGAGCAGAUGCAGGAGGGCAUCGUGCACGUGCUCAGGCUGCACCUGCAGGGCAACCACCCGGACGCCGCCUUCCUGUUCCCCAAGCUCCUGCAGAAGAUGGCGGACCUGCGGCAGCUGGUCACGGAGCACGCGCAGCUGGUGCAGGUCAUCAAGAGGACCGAGGCGGACGCCGCGCUGCACCCGCUGCUGCAGGAGAUCUACCGCGACAUGUACUGA